AUGGCUCAGAACCCUCUCAAGAUCGGCUAUGUGCCGGAGCAUUUCUCGACGCCCUUGUACUUUGCCAAGGCCCAUUUCGGCCUUGAUGCCGAGCUGGUCCCCUUCCCGUCCGGAACGGGUCACAUGAUUACUUCCAUCCGCUCGGGGGAGAUCGACGUCGGCAUCGGGCUUACCGAGGGCUGGAUUGCUGGACUGGGCAAGGAAGAUGCCCCCGGAGAUGGCGGCUACCGGCUCGUUGGAACCUACGUCAAGAGCCCACUGUGCUGGGCUAUCUCGACUGGUUCCUCCCGUCCUGAAAUCACAUCCGUUGAAUCGUUGAAAGGCGGGAAGAUCGGCGUCUCGAGAAUAGGAUCCGGCAGCUACGUCAUGGGCUACGUCCUAGCCGACCAGCAGGGAUGGCUUACGCCUUCCAACUCGGAACCCUUCUCCUCUACUGUCGUGCUCAACAAUUUCCAGAACCUCCGCAAUGCGGUCAAUUCCGGAGAGGCUGACUUCUUCAUGUGGGAGCACUUCACGUCCAAGAAGUACUAUGACUCGGGUGAGAUUCGCCGUGUCGGUGAGAUUUACACGCCCUGGAGUAGCUGGAAGAUCGUUGCCUCAACCAAACUUGUCAGCGACGACGGCUCAACCUUUGACCGGAGAGUGCAGGAUCUGUUUGAGAAGUUGGACGAAGGUAUUGCGCACUUCAGGGCCAACCAGGAGGAAGCUGUCAAGUACAUCAGCACAAACUUGGACUACUCUGAGGAGGACGCUCGGGAGUGGUUGAAGACGGUGACGUUUGUGGAGAAGACUGAAGGUGUCGAGGCUAAGGUUGUGGAGGACUGUGUCUCCAUUUUGCAGAAGGCUGGCGUUCUCGAAGCAGGAAAAGGAAGACAGCCUGCGGCUAUGGUAGCUUCUCGUUCGUCAUAG
This is a messenger RNA of Scedosporium apiospermum, 909 nucleotides long. RefSeq lists its product as uncharacterized. Bases 1 to 909 code for a protein of 302 amino acids. The record is from RefSeq and is a predicted model, not a curated record. The transcript is spliced from 2 exons. NCBI's taxonomy places the organism in Eukaryota, Fungi, Ascomycota, Sordariomycetes, Microascales, Microascaceae.